This is a messenger RNA of Spodoptera frugiperda (fall armyworm), 1765 nucleotides long. It is a transcript of the gene Der-2, whose product is annotated as derlin-2. The coding region runs from base 330 to 1061 and encodes 243 amino acids. The record is from RefSeq and is a predicted model, not a curated record. Gene Ontology annotation, molecular function: misfolded protein binding; ubiquitin-specific protease binding. The transcript has 5 exons. Gene Ontology annotation, biological process: endoplasmic reticulum unfolded protein response. Lineage: Eukaryota; Metazoa; Arthropoda; Insecta; Lepidoptera; Noctuidae. Gene Ontology annotation, cellular component: endoplasmic reticulum membrane; Hrd1p ubiquitin ligase ERAD-L complex.
UCACAACUGUCACUACCUGAUCUUUGUUUCUGUCAAAUUUUGCUCGAUAUUUGUAGAUUUUAUGAUAUUAUUCAAGUAUUUCUUGUUUAAUUUAAUAGCGGAUGAUUUUAUAAUAAUAAUAUAUGUAACUCAUUGAAAUUGGAUACAUUCGGAGACUAAAUGAAGGUUACUUCGCAGUUCACCUAACUGUAAUCAACACAUCCUAUUGUGGACAAUUAUUUGAUUCUGAUGUGGCCCAAUCAUGUCGAGUCGAACUGUGACUUCGUUAUCUUAGCUUAUUUUCUUUUGUAUGUUAAAGUGUAGUGGUAAAACUAAGUCUGAACUGUAAAAUGGCGUACCAAACGCUACUCCAAGAAUAUAUGCUCAUACCCCCAGUCACUAGAGCAUACACUACAGCUUGUGUUGUCACUACAUUAGCUGUUCAAUUGGAUCUAGUGUCACCAUUUCAAUUAUAUUUUAAUCCUAAUCUAAUAUUAAGGAAAUACCAACUAUGGAGGCUAAUAAGUACAUUCCUCUUUUUUGGAAAUUUAGGAUUCAACUUUUUCUUCAAUAUGAUAUUUACCUACAGAUACUGUAGAAUGCUUGAAGAGGGCUCAUUCAGAGGGAGAACUGCAGACUUUGUUGUUAUGUUUGUGUUUGGAGGAGUCCUCAUGAUUAUAGGUGCUUUCUUCGUGAAUUUAUUAUUUUUAGGACAAGCAUUUACUAUUAUGAUUGUGUAUGUAUGGUCUCGUAGAAAUGUCUUUGUGAGAAUGAACUUCUUUGGCCUGAUGAACUUCCAGGCUCCUUACCUCCCCUGGGUAUUGCUGGGCUUCUCAGUUUUACUUGGUAAUGCAAUAUCAGUAGACUUAGUUGGAAUGGCUAUUGGCCACAUAUACUUCUUUAUGGAAGAUGUACUACCAAGACAAAAUGGGGGUCAAAAAAUACUAAAAACACCAAAGUUUUUGAAGAAGCUGUUUGAUCCCGCCCCUGAACCAGAAUACGGCCCACUCCCAGAUCUCGAUCACCUAAGACCAGGUGGAUUUGACUGGCGUCGUCGUAAUGACGAAGAUGAAGCCAGAUAAGUUAGCUUUGGUCAAAACUUCCUAUAAUGAUGAAAUUACAAAGCCAAAAUGUUUAUUUAAGAAUGUGUUUCUGGAUUUCUUCUCUUUCUAUUAUUUAUCAUGGUUCUUAUAAAUUUUCUUCAAAACCUAAUUCUAUAGAAGAAGCAAAAGACUUUGGUUGAAAAGAUAUAUUUUUAUAUUUCUAGAAACUAAUUCAAUAUCAAAUUAUCUAGGUACUAUGUAAAGUCUUAUUUUCUUUCAAGUAAUUCACAAUAAUUUUAAUUUAUAAUACAGAGGUUAAGGUGCCAAUUUUAUUGUACUAACUUAAUUUUACUGUCACACUGAAUAGCAGAAAGAAAGGUAGAAGAUGGCAACACUUAUUCAAUAAGACAGUAGAUAUUUAUGAUUAGAUUCUGAAAUCUGUCAACUAAAAACAAUAAAAUGUCUUAUUGGAAAAGAAGUUUAGUAAAUUUUUCAUUGUAACAGCAAGUAGUAUGGAAAAGGUAAAAUUAAGUUAAUAUUGUCUGUGUGUGAGUAUGUACAAUAGAUGGCGCCCUUGUUUGUCGAGGGUAACGGUGAUAGUAAACACACUGUAUCUGGAUUUGUACAAAGUAAAUGCUUACGUGAUUACAUUUACGUCAUAGUGGUGAAUCGAUAAUGUAUUUUGUGUAAAAAAGUUUAUUGAUAAGGGUCUGUUAUUUGUGAAUACAAACUAUUGAUAAAAA